This is a messenger RNA of Plasmopara halstedii, 855 nucleotides long. RefSeq names its product deoxyribonuclease tatdn1-like protein. The coding region runs from base 1 to 855 and encodes 284 amino acids. The record is from RefSeq and is a predicted model, not a curated record. The transcript is spliced from 7 exons. Gene Ontology annotation, cellular component: cytosol. Gene Ontology annotation, molecular function: 3'-5'-DNA exonuclease activity. NCBI's taxonomy places the organism in Eukaryota, Oomycota, Peronosporomycetes, Peronosporales, Peronosporaceae.
AUGGCUUUGAAAAUGAUAGACAUAGGCGCCAAUCUCACAGAUCCAGUGUAUACAGGCCUCUAUCGCGGCAAGCAUAAGCAUGAGUCGGAUUUAACCCACGUGUUGACGCGUGCCAAGACUUUUGGUGUUGACAAAAUUAUAAUCACGGGUGGAAAUUUAGAGGAAAGCCGCAAGGCCUUACAAUUAGCUAAAGCCUUUCAGAGUGAUAAUUUACCGCAAUUGUACUCGACUGUGGGGGUCCAUCCAACGCGUAGCAAUGAAUUCGAAGCGGAUGGAAAAGAUCCUGAUGUCUAUUUUGCAGAGCUACUUGCUGUCUGUGAGCUAGGCAAAAUGGAGGGAAAAGUUGUGGCAAUUGGCGAGUGCGGAUUAGAUUAUGACAGACUCGAGUUUUGCGACAAGACAACGCAAAAUACUGGUGGCGAAUUUCUUGAUAUUAUCGGUCAGAAUCGAUCGAGAUUCACUGAUGGUGUCGUGCACUCUUUCACGGGUGACAAGGAAGAAAUGCAAAAGUUGGUGGAGCUCGGACUGUACAUCGGGGUGAAUGGCUGCUCAUUAAAAACUGAAGAAAACUUGGAGUGUGUCAAGGCGAUUCCUCUUGAAAAAUUAAUGAUUGAGACGGAUGCGCCUUGGUGCGAUAUCCGUGCAACCCAUGCUGGUUAUCGAUACGUGAAGACGUCAUGGCAGAGCAAAAAAGCCGAAAAGUACGCAUCCGAUUGUCUUGUGAAGGGACGCAACGAGCCAUGCACACUUGUUCAAGUACUCGAAAUUGUCAGUAUCAUUCGCGGCGAAAGUAAAGAAAAAAUUGCUGCCCACGUUUUGGAAAAUACGAAAAGAGUCUUUUUCAAAUUUGAAUAA